AUGAUUGUUACUUUUGACUCUAAAAAGGUGGAGGAUGAAGUUCAAGAUAACUUGUACAAGGCACCAACUAGCAGCAUCGCAGAUUUAAAAAUAAAUCGAAUAGGUCCUGGCAACUAUACCGAUGAUACAGAAGAUUCCCCUAUAGGGAAAAGGAUAAAGCGUUCAAGGAACGGAUGCUUGACAUGUAAAGUACGAAAGAAGAAAUGUGGUGAAAGAAGGCCGGUGUGCCAAGAUUGUGAAAGACUCCAUAAAGAGUGUGUCUGGAUUGAUCAGGAUACAAUGUCCGAGGACGAAAUAAGAAUGAUUAGAAAGAAGUUGGAGGAAGAAGAGAGCAGACAGAAGUUAAGAAAAAGGAAAUCCAAAUUCCAAAAGGAGAAUGAAGAUCGUCAAUCUCUGGAGCAGAGCCAAGAGGACGCUCAGGAGAUGAGCAAGGAACCCAGCGUAGACCUGAUUCUAAUUCUGAACGGAGAAAAGGUCCAAAAUGAGAACAAACAGCAGAUUAAAGAGCCAAUACUAAGCCAGAAUGAGAGUGACGACAAACAACCAAACGACGAUCUGGCCCGAAAGAGGUUCAAACAGGCGAAUGAAAGUGUCCCACCACUACCACUACCGUCACUAUCACCUCCUCCACUUCUAAAUGCAUUACCUUCGUUUUCCCUGUUUGAAGAAUCGUUAUCCAAUAGUAGUGGUAAAAAUCCACAGUCGAAAAGGUCUUCCAUACAAUUAUCGCCUUCUUUUGCUUCUCUAUUGAAAGAGGAUCAGCUUAUAGCACAUGCUCCGCUUGAUCAAGAACAAACGCCGCAUGCUAUAUUCUACAAUUUUUUGAAAGAUUUCAAGAACCAUCAGCAACUUCAAAGCCAACAACAGCUGCCUCAUCAUAUUGCAGAAUCGAGCAAGCUAACACUAGUUGAUGAAAAUGGUCAAGUUAUAGAAAGAGAUUCGGAACAAACACAACAACUAGUAAUAGGUAGUCGUAGACAAAGCGAAAUACGACCUAGUCCUAUUUCUCUCAAUCCCCUUUCGCCAUAUGAGAUGUAUUACCAAUUUGAAAACAAUAACUGCACGUCACCUAAUUUUAACCAGUUUUUUGCUUCAGCAUCAUCUAUGCUUCUGCCAGAAAUUCCCAAAAGUCCUGGCUUACUUCCUCAACUUGAUAGCUCAGAGUUCUUCUUGUACAAUUAUUACGUUGAAACCUUGUCUAACAAAAUAUCUAUAGCUCCAUCGUCGCAGAAUGAUUCUAAUUCUUACCAAAAGGUCUUCCUCCCCUUAGCACAUCAAGACAAAGGAGUCCUCUAUAGUAUUUUGGCCUGGGCAUGUUUCCACUUAGGAGGUAAUUGGAAAGAGCAAGGUAACAAAUACAUCGACAUUGCAUUAGAUCAUAUCAGUGGCAACCGAACGAAUCUUAAGAAUAACAAAAAUGGAGAUGCAUUUACGGAAUCAUCGUUUGAUAGGAAUUCAUCUGUUUUGAAGCUAGCUACCUUACUUAUUCUAUGCGGAGCUGAAAUUUCUAGAGGUGAUGUAAAGAGGUGGUCCGUCUAUCUAUCUUGGUGUUGGAAAGUUUUAUCUUCCAAUGGUGGAAUCUUAAACUUCAAUCAGACAAGAGAAGAAAAUUGGCUCAUUUCCAAUUUUGCUUACCAUGAUUUGCUUGCAACAUCAGUGAGCAAUAGGGGUACAUAUUUCCCGUCCUCCCAGUAUGAUUUAAUAUUCGAAGAUAUCCCAGGAUUUUCAAGAGGAAGGUUAAACCCAUUAUUGGGGGUGUGCAAGAAACUUUACAAAAUAAUUGGAGAAAUAAGUUCUUUGGUAUUUGAAAGUAAAAAGAUCUUGCAUGAGUACUACAUCAGAGAAAACGUCAGAGAAAAUGAUCCCGAAGAAAUGUCUUCUAACAAUACGUCUACGUCGCCUGAUUCCAUAGAAGAUUACGUUCUGGAAACAGAUUCGCAAACUUCGUUCCAUACUAAGAGAUCCAGGCUACUUCUUAGCAUCAUCGAGCAUGCAAAGGACCUUGAGCGCGAAAUUGACUCCGCCAAACCGAGCACCGAUGAUUUGAUUGACUUGACUGAUGAUGAAUUAGAGUUGCAAUUGACAGUAUUCGAGACAUUCCAACUUGUAGCUAAAUUAUUUAUUCGCCAAGCAGUAAUGAAGAUCAACCCAUCAUCUUUAGAGUCUCAAAUUUUGGCCAACGAUUUAACAAAAUGUCUAGAUAUUACUAUUGGUACGCCCGUGCAAGCAUCGUUAGUGUUUCCUGUGUUUAUUGCAGGUAUACACUGUGUUACUCGGGCUGAUAAAAUGAUGAUGAGAAAUAGAAUUGAGGCAUUUAUUGAGAGUUACGGAACAACGAAUGUUGAUAGGGUAAAAGCCUUAAUUGAGAAGGUAUGGAAGGAAAACCCUACAGGAAGCAAUGUCGUUGAUUGGUUUUUGAUCUUGAAAGAUUUAGAUUGGGAGGUGAAUUUUGCAUAA
This is a messenger RNA of Dujonia railenensis, 2457 nucleotides long. The record is from the annotation of a GenBank genome assembly. Lineage: Eukaryota; Fungi; Ascomycota; Pichiomycetes; Serinales; Debaryomycetaceae.